AUGGUAAAGGAAAUGGAAUCAUAUAGAUCUUUUGACAUGACAUGUUUAUUAUCUAAAGAAUAUAUCGAAAUUUUCGAAACUGGUGAAUUCUUCGAUACAGAAAUAUUGGUUGGCGAAAAUUCGAACACUAAAACUUUUCGUUUACAUUCUUUGAUAUUAAAAGUUCGUUCCCCUUAUUUUCGUAUUGCGCUUUCAAAUAAUUGGAAAAAAGUUGAAAAUAAUAUAAUUAAAUUUAAAAAGCCAAAUAUUUCCGUAAAAGUAUUCGAAAUACUUAUCAAGUAUAUGUAUAGCGGUAAACUCGAUCUUGAAAAUGAUGUAAAGACAAAUAUCGCAAUUUUAAUCGCAGCUGAUGAAUUAUGUCUUAAUGAAUUAUGCAUUUAUAUUGAAGAAUAUCUACUUGAGAACGAAGAGUUAUUAAAACAAAAUCUUAUUCUUAUACAAGAUAUUACAAGCAAGUUCACUCAGUUUAAAAAAUUGACACAAUUUUAUAACAAACAAGAUGAUUCCUUAAUUUUUCAAGCGAAUGAUUUCACUUCAAUUAAACAAGAAGUUCUUCUUGAUAUUAUUUCUAAACAACAUAAACUCGGUUUAAAACCCGUUGAAUUUUGGGAUAAAAUUAAAGAUUGGGCAAUAGUACAAUCUAGUGGGUUGACAUCAGAUACUACAAAAAAGUCUGAUAUUAAUAUAAAAUUAUUUAAAACCUUAAUUCAACCAUUUAUUUCAUUUAUUAAUUUUAAAAAGAUAAGUAAGAUAGAAUUUUUUCGAAAAGUUAAACCAUACAAAUAUGCAUUUGAUGAUAAAUUUUAUAUUGAAAUAAUGGAAUAUUAUUGUUUUGAUAAUAUUCAAUUAGUUAAUUAUAUAGAUUCUCAAAUGAUUAAUUUAAAAGAAGCAUCAUUUAUUGCUAAUUGGAUAAGUAUUAUGAAACAACAAAAAAAUGAUAUUACUUAUGAUUUUAAUUUACUUGUACGUGGUAGUAGAGAUGGAUUUAGUGAAAAAACAUUUCAUGAAUUUUGUGAUAAUAAAGGACCUACAAUUACUAUUGUUCGUGUUAAAAAUUCUAAUGAAAUACUUGGAGGAUUUAACCCAUGUAAUUGGAUAUCUGAAAUUGGUUAUAAUAGUGUUGAAGAAAGUUUUAUAUUUUCUUUAGAUAGAAAUAAUUUAGAAAAGUCCAUUUUUAGUAAAGUUAUUGAUAAUGAAAAUGCGAUUUAUAAUAGUGCAAAGUAUGGUCCAUGUUUUGGGGGUGGUGGAAUUUCUUCAGAUUUUGAAUUAUUUUAUAAGGAAAAACAAGGUCAAUGUAUUAAAGAAAGUUAUGAAAAAGCAAUUAGACAAGAUGAAGAAUAUUUUAAAGUUGAUGAUUAUGAAGUAUUUCAAGUUAUUAUUUAUAGUUCUUAA
Molecule: messenger RNA, 1392 nt
Organism: Rhizophagus irregularis DAOM 181602=DAOM 197198
Lineage: Eukaryota; Fungi; Glomeromycota; Glomeromycetes; Glomerales; Glomeraceae
Source: RefSeq, a predicted model, not a curated record